GAAUGAUUUAAAAUAGUUUAAAAUGAUAAAUGUAAAAAAAAAAAGAAAAGGAAAUAACAUGCGGGAACGGGAUAUGUCUGUUUCUUAUUUGAACAAAUGGAUAUUUAUGCAAGCAAAAUUUUAAUGAUAUUGAUAUAUUAGGUCAAGCGUUAUGUAAGGCGGCGCAGGCGGCGGCGGCGCUUUACUCCCAAGUUCCAACCAACCGGACGCGUUCAUUUGUCUUCCUUUCAGCAUUUCCUGUAUCAUUUCUCUAAACAAAAACAACCCAAGUAGCCAACCACCGAUAAAUUUCCCUCAAUCCUUCAAUUCUCAAAAGUUUAUCUAUUUCACUGACAAAUUUCCAAAGAACAAAACUUUGUACCUUUUUGCAGCUUCAACCAAAUGGCAGCCAAAAACCCAGUGAUAAUAACUGAUAAAGAUGAGAUGAGAAAAUGGUCAAGAAAGAUGAGAUCCCAAGGCAAAACAAUUGGGUUGGUUCCCACCAUGGGUUACCUUCACCAAGGUCAUCUGUCACUCAUCCGAGAAGCACACAAUCAUAGCCAGCUCAUAGUUGUCUCUAUCUAUGUAAACCCAGGUCAGUUUUCUCCUUCCGAGGACCUUUCAACAUACCCAUCUGAUUUCCAUGGUGAUAUUCUCAAGCUUAAGUCUGUUCCUGGUGGAGUCGAUGCUGUUUUUUGUCCCAAGAAUCUGUAUGACUACAAUUAUAACGAGAGGCAAAAUACUAAGAAUGAAAAAGAGAAUUGUGCUGCUGGUCAUGGGGCUGGGGUUGUUUCCUGUGUGGAAGAAGAGUGUAGUGGACAUGAAACAUGGGUGAGAGUUGAGAGAUUGGAGAAAGGCCUGUGUGGGAAAAGUAGGCCUGUUUUCUUUAGAGGGGUUGCUACUAUUGUAACCAAGUUGUUUAACAUUGUGGAACCUGAUGUUGCUGUAUUUGGUAAAAAGGAUUAUCAGCAAUGGAGGAUUAUUCAACGAAUGGUUCGAGAUCUUGAUUUUGCCAUUGAAAUUGUGGGGUCUGAAAUCAUGCGUGAUAGUGACGGCCUUGCAUUGAGUUCGAGGAAUGUGCAUCUCUCCCCUGAAGAAAGGGAAAAGGCAUUGUCUAUUAGCAGGUCAUUGUUAGAAGCUAAAUCUGCUGCUGAAGAAGGUGAAGUUAAAUGUAGAGAACUGAAGGAUUUGGCUGUAACAAAAAUAACUCAAGCUGGGGGAAGAAUUGAUUAUGCUGAGAUUGUAGAGCAGGAGAGUUUGGAAGCAGUGGAAGAGAUCAAGAGUCCUGUUGUGUUCUGCAUUGCUGCUUGGUUUGGCAAGGUUAGGCUGAUAGAUAACAUUGAAAUCAACAUAUGAAAGUAGAUCUUCAGCCCGAUGCUCUUAUCUUUCUCCUCCUGGAAGAGCAAUCAACGGUUUAUUUCUCACCUCUAGGAAGUCACUACCGUACCGAUCUCCUGAAUAACCAUGAUCGGACAGCUAUUUCAUUAUUUGUUUUAUCUAAAGGGUUCUGGACAUGACAUGCUUCUACCAUCGGUUGGAUUCUUUGUUUGAAUGCCGUAUGUUGAUGUUUUAAUGCUUCAGCACAUAAAAAAACAAAUGUUAGAACAGCAUUUUUUAAGAGAUGAUGCCUAUUUUGCACUCUAAUAGGAUUCUCAAUUUGAGCCAACUUGUCCAGGCAUUGGGGUUUAAAAGCAUAUACCCCAGAUGGCAAGCCAGCCAUGAAACCCAUGAGGA
Molecule: messenger RNA, 1713 nt
Organism: Durio zibethinus
Lineage: Eukaryota; Viridiplantae; Streptophyta; Magnoliopsida; Malvales; Malvaceae
Product: pantoate--beta-alanine ligase-like
Biological process (GO): pantothenate biosynthetic process
Cellular component (GO): cytosol
Molecular function (GO): pantoate-beta-alanine ligase activity
Source: RefSeq, a predicted model, not a curated record